GGGCGGCGCGCGCUGACCCUGGCCCCGGCCGAGCGGCGGGAGCGGAGCGGAGCGGCGGGAUGGAGCUGAGCCCCGGCGUGCAGAAGAUGUCGGUGAGCCAGCCGCAGUCGGGAAGAGGUGUGCCUUGUUUACGCUGCAGAGGGACGUGUGCGGGCUUCGAGCCACAUUCCUGGAGGAAAAUCUGCAAGUCAUGCAAAUGCAGCCAGGAGGAUCACAGCCUGAGCUCAGACCUGGAGGAUGAUCGGAAAAUUGGGCGCCUGCUGUCGGACUCCAAGUACGCCACGCUCACUGCCCGGGUGAAAGGAGGUGACGGCGUUCGCAUUUACAAAAGGAACCGCAUGAUCAUCACCAACCCCAUUGUCUCUCGGAAAGACCCCACCUUCGACACCAUCAUGUACGAGUGGGCUCCCCCAGGGCUCACCCAGAAGCUGGCCAUGCAGUACAUGGAGCUGAUCCCGAAGGAGAUGCAGCCGGUGGCGGGGACGGAUGGGGCGUACUAUCGCCGGCGGCAGCUCAUGAGACAGCUGCCGCUCUAUGACCAGGACCCGUCCCAGUGCCGUGGCCUCGCAGAGGGCGAGCUGAAGCUGAUGGAAGACUUUGUGAAGAAGUACAAAGCUGAGGCGCUGGGCGUUGGGGAGGUGGCACUGCCGGGCCAGGGCGGCAGCGGGAAGGAGGAGGGGAAGCCGCAGGACAAGAGCAUCGCUGCCAGCAAACCCCCCGAGUCCACCAACGGGGCCUUGGAGAGCGCGCCUGCAGGAGGGCACUAUCGCUGCGAGACCUGCAAGCAGGCGGUGCCGGGGGACUGCCCGGUGGUGUACGCCGACAGGGCGGGCUACUCCCGGCAGUGGCACCCGGCGUGCUUCGUGUGCUGCCGGUGCUCCGAGCCCCUCGUCGACCUCAUCUACUUCUGGAAGAGCGGGGCCGCCUGGUGCGGGCGCCACUACUGCGAGAGCCUCCGGCCGCGCUGCGCCGGCUGCGACGAGAUCAUCUUCUCGGAGGACUACCAGCAAGCAGAAGGGAUGGCCUGGCACAAGAAGCACUUUGCCUGCCUGGAGUGCGAGACGCUGCUGACCGGCAAACCCUUUGCUCUGGACAACGCCAGCCUCCUGUGCAUGACCUGCAGCAAAAGCAAACGCCUCUGAGUGGGGAGCAGCCCAGGGGCAAAGCGGGGCUCCCCAGGGUCCCACCAGGACUGGGGUCAUUUGACAAGUACAUGAGAAGGGGAAGGUUAAAAAUUAGAGCCUGGCCAUUUACUUGCAAGCAAUUAAGUGUCCCCUCGCAUCCAGUACAGCUUGCAGGAGAAUAUUUCCUUGGGGAGCGGAAGCAAAGGAAAUUCGUGUGCCUGGGGGUGGGAGGUACACAGCGUAUCUGCCUAGGAGGGACUGAAAAGGAGGUUCUGUGUUGUGCUGGUUUUUGUAAAGUCUCUCCAAGCUUCUUACGACUAAGAUCUUGCAGUAGUCUUUUGGAAAUAGCACAUCUCAAAAGUAACUUCUGGCAUACUAAACCUACAGUCAUGGUCAAAAACAAGGGUUGUUCUUAUUUUUUGAAAUCCGUACUGGAAGUUUACACUAACAGGCUGCUGACAACUGUACUAAAGCAAUGGGUUUGAAGAA
This is a messenger RNA of Phalacrocorax carbo (great cormorant), 1613 nucleotides long. The record is from RefSeq and is a predicted model, not a curated record. Lineage: Eukaryota; Metazoa; Chordata; Aves; Suliformes; Phalacrocoracidae.